Molecule: messenger RNA, 3687 nt
Organism: Coregonus clupeaformis (lake whitefish)
Lineage: Eukaryota; Metazoa; Chordata; Actinopteri; Salmoniformes; Salmonidae
Product: zinc finger MYM-type protein 1
Exons: 3
Coding region: 566-3148 (860 amino acids)
Molecular function (GO): protein dimerization activity
Source: RefSeq, a predicted model, not a curated record
UCUCCUAGUUGCCGCAAUGCCACGUGCAUCCACUUAUAUCAGUACAUUUGUAACAACCUAAACAUUACGAAACUUCUAUUUGAUCAAAAAAGCCUAACGUAAUUCGACACUCUCUCAUAGACCUCCAUACAACAACAAAACAUUAAUCUCACGUGGACAGAUUUUAACGAGAGUAAAACCUCUCGCAUCGCCUCUUCCUCUCUAAGGAAACGCAUAAUUCUUCCGGUGUAGCGAACAUUUAUUUUCUAUUGGUGAGUAUUUGUACGAGAAACAAACUUUUCCUCUCAUGGUUAAUAUCUUUACAAUCAGUAUUUGGUGGGUGAUAUCUAGUCGUCAAAAGUAGUACAGUAGCGUACAUGAUCUACUAUCUAGCUAAUUUUGCUAGCUAACGUUAGCUACUCAGGUGAAGAGAGUCCAUUUCUGACCCAGAAAGGUAUGCAACCUAGAGAUUCACACGGUUAUCAAAACGUCACGCCAAGAAUGCAAAUGAAGAGGAAGGUGUAGACAUUAACCAAUCGACAAGAUUAAGAUCAAACCUGGGAAAAAGCAACGCAAUAAAACCAAGAUGACUAGAAGUCAUCGAGACCCCAUCAAAACAGAUUGUGAAACACAGUCAGAUGAUGUUGACUCCAAUAGAGAAGAUUCAGACAUUAGCCAAGCCCCCUCUCUCAGCAGUAAUGGGCUUACUUUCAACAUCAUCCAAAUCAAAGAGGAGGCAACAGACUUUGAAGUGCAUGAAACAAGUGAGGAACAUAACGGAAUCAGAUCAAAUUAUCACUUAGAUUCUAGAGCACUCCACCAGGAUUCUGGAACCAUCAAAACCAAGACUGAAACAGGUUCUGUUUACAUUAGCCAAGGAACGGCAGAAUUUAAGACUGAGCAUGAUUCUGGAAUCAGAGUGGUUAAGACAGAAACUCUAGUUUAUGCCCCAUCACACAGCUGCCCCCACUGCAGCUGCAUGUUCCACACACCACAGCAGCUACUUGUCCACACCUGCCAGGUCGCGAAUUCUGACAACAUUGUGGAUUUUUUGUUGAAGACCCCGUUUCAUUCUUUGGAGUCCACAGAAAGGGUGCGAAUUAAAACCGAGGGUCGACCUCUGCCUGAAAUCAAGUACAUAAGGAAGGAUGACAAAGUAAGGAGGGCGUUCAAUACCAACUGGUAUAAAAAGUAUCAAUGGCUAACCGGGAGUCUUUCAUCAAGCCGCUUGUAUUGCUGGCCUUGUCUGCUCUUUGGAACGUUUGAGCCUUGGGCUAAAGGGGGGUUCAGUGACCUGAAGAACAUUGACCGUUCAGCUAAACGGCAUGACGAAAGCCGCGAGCAUCUCAACUCCUACGCGAAACUCAAGCUUUUGGGACAACCGAGUCAUCGUGCCAAUCAUUCACUCAAUGAAGGCCUGCGUAUUCAAGCUGCGCAACACAACGAGAAGGUCAGAAGAAACAGGGAUGUUCUCAAACGCCUCAUUGACAGCAUUGCAUACUUAGGCAUGCAAGAGUUGGCUUUUAGGGGGCACGAUGAGACAGAAAGUUCCGCUAACAAAGGCAACUACAGGGAAUUGGCAGAGGUAAUCGCACGGUAUGAUGCUUUACUCGCUCAGCAUAUGGAAUCUUCAACUGUGUUCACUGGAAUGUCAAGAACAAUUCAGAACGACUUGAUAACUGCUAUCGCAUCAUCAAUUAAAAGUGAGAUUAAAAGCGAGGUUGACGCUGCUCCAUUUUUCUCAUGGCAAAUGGAUGAAACCACAGACCACUCGCAAUUGUCUGUCAUUGUCAGGUAUGUGGAUGAUCGGGGGUGUGUACAGGAGCGUUUCUUGGGAUACUUUGACGUGUCAGCUGGGCGAGAUGCACAGUCUGUGUUUGAUCUAGUGAAUUCGGAGAUGUCAGAGUUUAACUUUGUGGAGAAACUAGUCGCUCAAACAUAUGAUGGCGCGGCUGUAAUGGCUUCUGAUUUAAAUGGUCUGCAAGCAAAAGUAAGAGCUGUAGCUCCGAGCGCCACCUUUGUGCAUUGCUAUGCACAUCCCCUCAACUCCAUAUUAAGCCAGAGCGUGAAGUCUAUGCCCAAGACCAAGAUUUUCUUUGCCACACUGGGUGGCUUCUCAACUUUUUUUUGUAAGUCCACCAAUCGAGAGAUGCUUCUAGAAAAGGCCGCUUGUGCAAGUUUGCCAAAAAACGCACCAACGUAUUGGAAUUUCACAUCCAGAGUCGUUAACACCGUGGCAAAGAACUUUGAGCAUCUGUUGGACACGUUCACAAGUAUCACAGAGCAUCCUAACAUGGAUGAUGAGACGAUAUUUGAUGCAAAUGGGUUCAAGACACAGCUGGAAGAUUUUCAUUUUAUUUUUUUGCUUCUCACUUUUGAAUAUAUAUUUGCUUACACAGAUGUGGUUUUUGACAGUGUGCAACAGAAUGCCAUGGAUGUAGAAUUUUGUAAGAGGAGGAUUGAGAACCUUCUACUCAAGAUAGAGGAGCACAAAUCUGAAGAAUCAUUUAGUGCUUUAUGUCAGAAGGCUUUGAACAUGACAGAUGAUCCAGAGUUGAUGCACAGAAGGAAGCGGAGGCAGGGCACUCAGGAUGUAAUGCAGACUUACAAAUCACUGUACGAUUCAAUCCAUGACAACAUCAAGACGCAAAUAGCACAGAGGUUCCAAAGCCUGGACAGCAGGAGAUACAUGGAGUUGUUAGAUGAUGAGAAAUUUGAGUCAUUCCGGAGAGAAUUCCCUACAAAUGCAAUGGAAAGCCUGUCCCAGAGCUAUGGGUGUUUUUUCAACAUGGAAAAACUGAAAAAUGAGCUGCAAGUGUUCUACUGUGGUGAGGAGCUUCAAGGGAACAGUCGAAAACUGUGUGACAGAAUCUUGCAUUUCAAGGGGUGUGGAUUGAAUGAAGUGAUGCCUGAGCUGUACCGGCUCAUGUGCCUAGUUGCAACUAUAGGGGCAACGUCAGCGGGCGUGGAGAGCAGAUUCUCUCGUCUGAAGAGGCUGAAAAGCUACACUAGGAACACCAUGGGACAAGAGCGACUCAGAAACCUGGCAAUCCUAUCCAUAGAAAGGAGAAUUCUUAAAUCACUGCAGAAGAAUCCUCACUGGUAUGAGAGGGUCAUUGACCAGUUUGCCAACCAGACUAUGAGAAGAAUGGACUUUAUAUUCAAGUGAUUGAGACUGGAUGGUGGAAACUCCCAGAACUACUGAGAGGGAGUAUAAGGUCCCAUGAUGUCUUAAAAGCAGCGUGUAGCUCCUGUUUGUAGGCAUGUGCACAUGUCCACAACCUCUCAUUCUUCCUCUGGAAACCUCAACCCUUCUCAUCCACUGCAGUCAGCGUUGACUAAAGCUAACCGUGUCAUCGAAAGUUGUCCGUUUGUUUGACAUCUGCUGCUGCUGCAAAUGAACAGUACAACUUAGACUAUUUUGGUGAAUGCCAGUUUUCCUUUCCCAGUUUAUAUGUCUUUUGGAGCCUGCACCCAAAGACUUGUUUGAACUGUUGAGUUGAGCAUGCCAAUUCUUGAUUUAGUGUUGUAUUUUGUAGUUAUUAUGGAUCUCUUCCUGGGGUCCAGCAAAAUUAAGGCAGUUAUAAAAAAAUUGUAGUUGAUUAACAAGGGAAAAGUGAUGCACAGAUGAUGGUUUUAUAUGCCCGAUUUACUGCCUGGUCAUGACAAAAGUGACAAUGAUUACAGUUGAUAAAGUAUGUGAAAGAA